UUGUUGUGAGUCCGGAGGCAGCCGCCGGGAACCGUCUCCGAACAUGCGCUGACCCGCCGGCCUGUGACGAGCUGGAUCGAGGCGCGCCUCCCCCGCCGUCACGCUGCUCCCCAGCCGGUGUGCUCGCUGCCAUGGAGGUGGGCAGCCUCCCUGUGGAGCUGUGGCGGGUGAUCCUGGCCUACCUGCCGCUCCCCGACCUGGGCCGCUGCUGCCAGGUGUGCCGCGCCUGGAGGGAGCUCAUCCUCUCCCUGGACAACACCCGCUGGAGGCAGCUGUGCCUGCGCUGCCCCGAGUGCCGCCAUCCCAACUGGCCCAGUCAGCCCCACCUGGAGCCGCCGUCCUGGAGGGAGGCGCUGAGGCAGCACGCCCUGGCCAGCCGCACCUGGGCUCAGAACGGACCCGAGCUCCAGUCCUCCACCUGCCUCCUCUUUUUCCGCCGACGGAAGGACCGCCGGGUCUGGCACGUGGGGCCGGGGUGCGAGUUUGAAACCCUGCGCGGCGCCCUGGGGGCGGCUGGGCCAUAUGACCGCGUGGUUCUCCACCCCGGUGUGUACGAGGAGCAGGCGGAGCUGACGCUGAAGGUGCCCGUGGAGCUGGUGGGUCUGGGCCGCCUGGGUGAGGUGGCCCUCCUGGUGUGCAUGGAGCAGCAAUGCCCCACUGCCAGGCUGUGUAACCUGGUGUUCAUGCCCCCCUGGUUCUCCACUGUGGUUUACAAGACGUCGUGGGGUCACGUCCAGCUCGAUAACUGCAACUUUGAGGGGGCUCAGCUGCAGAUCCGCGGCCCAGGAACCUGCCAGGCUCGCUUCUGCUCCUUCUCCCAGGGCAGCUCGGCCCACCUGCUGGGUGUCGUCCUCAGUUUAAUGGACAGCUGCGACUUCUCCGGAAGCGACACCGCCUCGGUGACCGUGGAAGGUCCGCCGCUGUCAGAGAGGAACUGGGCUUGCAAACACUUGGCCGCUUUGGCCCGGACGUUCCCGUCUUGCGGCGUGUCUGGGAAUAACAGUUACUCAUCAAGAGGCCCGCAGGCUGGCUCCGCUGGUGGGCCUCAGCCUCCGGGUAAUCAUGUCAAAAAGGAGCAUGUGAGCAUGGAGGACUGGCAGCGGAGGACUGGGGUGGAUGCACUGUGUCAGGGCACGGUGAUCGAAGACGGCUGGAGCGACGGCGAGCACAGCGAGGGGGAGGAGGAGAACCGAGAUGGAGAAAAGACCAACGACACCAAAAACCCAUUUACAUUGGAUUACAAAAUCUCAUACGACAAUCAUGGACUGUCCCAUUUGCUCAAGCCCCGGGCAGACGGCUCUCUGCCCCUGGCCUCCUCUCCAGACCCCCUGCCUGUGACCCCGGAACCCCUCACCCUUCAGCAGGAGCUGGACCGGGACCCAGAAGCUCAGAUGCUGGCAUCGUCCACCCUCGGCUGCAUCCUCAGACGCUGCCUCUUCAGGGAAGGGAAGGGGGGGGUGCAUCUGUCUAACUAUGGGCAAGCUCGGCUGGAAGGCAACGUUUUCCGUGGGCUCAACUACGCUGUCCGCUGCAUCCAGAACUCCACAAUAGUGAUGCUGAGAAACGAGGUGUGUGAGUGCCGUGCGUCGGGUGUCUUCCUGCGUCUCUCGGCUCAGGGCCUCAUCGCCGAAAACAACAUCCACUCCAACGGAGAGGCGGGCCUGGACAUCCGGAAAGGGGCGAACCCCAUAAUUCUGUGCAACAGAAUACACAGUGGUUUGCGUUCUGGGGUUGUUGUCCUUGGCAAGGGAAAAGGUUCAAUUCGGAGCAAUUGGAUCUAUAACAACAAGGAAGCGGGCGUGUAUAUUCUCUUCAGUGGGAAUCCUGUGGUCAGUGGGAAUCACAUCUUCCAGGGCCAGGCAGCUGGGAUUGCUAUAAAUGAAAAUGGCCGAGGAAUAAUAAAAGAUAAUGUGAUCAAAGAAAACCAGUGGGGGGGUGUAGACAUCCGAAGAGGAGGCGACCCCAUCCUGAGGAACAACUACAUCUGCUACGGCUUCUCAGACGGCGUGGUGGUGGGAGAGAGAGGCCGCGGACUCAUUGAGGGAAACCACGUCUACUGUAACAAAGGCUGUGGCGUGUGGGUUAUGUCGUCCAGCCUCCCGCAACUCCUGGGAAACUACAUCACCCAUAACUGUAUGUACGGGCUGGCCGUGUUCUGCAGGAAAGACCCGGACAACAUCGAGGCCAGGGAGGGUAACUGGCCGGGCCAGGAAGGGAUCGCCGGAGACGGAGUCAGCGGGGAAAGGAGAGGAAUAGAAGGAGAAGGAAGAGAAGUGCAGGAGAACCUCAACGAAGAGGGGGAACUGUUUGCGUGGGAGAGCGAUCUGGAAAGCGAGGAUGAGCGUCACUCUGCCCGUCGCUCCACCAGUGUAGCGCUGGUGGAGGGCAACUGCAUGAGCUACAAUGGAGCCGUUGGUCUGUAUGUGAAGAGCAGCGAGGCCCUGAAUGUUUUCGCUAACCUUGUGAACAGUAACUGUGGCACUGGAAUCGCUGUGCUGCAGAGCAGUCAGCUGACCCGGCUGGUCACUAACUGCAUCCUUGAAAAUGGUCGAGCUGGUGUUACGGUGGAGAAAGACUGCCGAGUGGAACUUCGUGGUAAUGGCAUCUAUGAAAACAACGGCCAUGGCAUCAGUUUCAGUGGCAACGGGCAGAUUGCAGAGAAUGAUGUGGUUGGAAACCGUGGAUACGGGAUCCAGGUGUCGGGCUGUGCUGACAUCAAGGUACUGCGUAACCGAGUCCAACCAGCACAGGGCUGUGGCAUCGCUGUGAUGGGACCAGUAAAAGGUGUCGUGCAUGACAAUCUCUUGUUCCAGGGCCAUCCUGGAAACAAGAAAGCACUCCUCCACAUGGAUCCUGGCACAGACGGCUGUGUGUUACGGAACAACAAUAUUCUAAGACACAAUAACAGCUGUACAUCUGCUCCUCCCUGGGUGCUGGAAAACCCUCCACCUCGGCCACUGGCCAACUCCCCCUCUGGCCUCUCCUCAGCCCAGUAUCCUUCCCGACUUGGAAUAUCCAUGACAACCAGGAUCAGUGCCACUGUGGAGAGUGGGUGCCACAGUGGAAGCAUGUUCUGCUCCAUCCUGUGAAUACUUGCAAGCACUUACUAUUUAAUAUGAUUGAACUGGUCAGUUAUCAUAUAUUUGGAGAACUCUAAACUUCCUCAGAGAAGACUCUCCAAAAUGAUGCUCUAUCGUUAAGGUGGAUCAAUGAGCUGGAAGAAAGAGGCUGCACCAACAUAACCACUAAAGGGACCAUCCACCUUCCGGGAUCAUAAAGGUGGCACAACAUUUUGUACAUCUGAAACCAGACUUUUGUAAUUGUACGAUGAAAUGCCAGAGCAUUCAUCAAAUGUGGACUCACAAUGUGAAGCUGGAGGACAAGACAUUUAAGCAUUGUCACCAUCGUACUAUACCUUAACCAUUUCUAUACUAAAGCUUUAACUUUAUCAUGUUCUCAGAUUUCAUGUACAGGAUCGCUGUAGACUUUGUAUUUUUGUCAUUUUGCUUCUGAGACUUACUUGUUAGGAUGUGCACAUGUAUCCAAGUCCUAGCAGGAAUCUAAACCCCCAUUCAGACCUGCUAUUAACAUCCAUCCUGAGUGAUCUAAUGACAAGUGGUCAGCAUUAAGUUUAGGUAAUGAACACAACCAAAUGCGUCCUGAGAUCCAGUCGCAAUCGGAGGUGGUAGUUUAGUUUCACAAUGAUUCAAAAGUAUUUUUUAUCAGUAUCCAUGUUUAUUUAUUCAUGGCCAGUGUCACAAAAUCAACAGUCUAACACAUAAUUUGUGAUACUAGAUAGAUUCAUUCUUUCAGCCCAUCCUGACUCCUCACUCUUUACCCUCUCUCGCUUGCACCGACAGUGACAGACACAUCCGUAAACUCAGACUUGGUCAAAACGACAUGAUUUGGUAUUCAGAAACCGAACUGACGUGUGUUUAUUUGCAUAUCGAACUGGAGAAGGGGGAUCCGAUCACAAGUGGUCACUCAAGAGACACAUCCAGGACGUGUUUUAAUGCCCGGUGUGAACAGACAAACGUAUCACUGUCAACUUGCUAUCAGAUCUCUCAGGACGGAUGUUAACACCGAGUCUGAACGGGGCCAAAGCCUCAACCAUCCUACAAAGUAAAGUUGUGCCUUGUUUCACUUCUUCAGUGAUUGUAGCUGGGGAAGGAGUUGUCAUAGUGCAAGGUGUAUAUGCAAAAAUGAUGGAGCUGCUCUAUUUCCUGGUGAGUCUGUUUUUGUAUCAUGCCCAUGUUUUUAAGAUGAAGCUUUGACUUCAUGAUGGAAUUCCGUUCAGUACACAACUUCACAGACUCACCCGGUAAUUGCAAGUUACAGAAGGACAAUUCUGUUCAGUGUGCAAUAUGUGAUGUCUACAAAAUGUGCCUCUGUUUUAUCUGUCUCGGUUGUCACCUAGAAUUUGUUUACAGCUCAAUACUCUGCUGCUUUUUUUGUAUCAUGCACAGUAAAUAUUAACUUAAAACAUCACGUAUAACUCAAGAGUUCAUCAUUUUAUUUGUCUACAAAAUGCAUCAAUAAAACAGUUCUCUCUU
This is a messenger RNA of Limanda limanda (common dab), 4553 nucleotides long. RefSeq names its product F-box protein 10 (gene fbxo10). The transcript is spliced from 11 exons. Gene Ontology annotation, molecular function: protein binding. Gene Ontology annotation, biological process: protein ubiquitination; ubiquitin-dependent protein catabolic process; regulation of apoptotic process. The coding region runs from base 132 to 3089 and encodes 985 amino acids. NCBI's taxonomy places the organism in Eukaryota, Metazoa, Chordata, Actinopteri, Pleuronectiformes, Pleuronectidae. The record is from RefSeq and is a predicted model, not a curated record.